AUGUUGGCCAUCAUCGUCAUCAUCGUCAUCAUCAUCCUGAGGGUCCCACCAGGGUGUGGGCAUGGGGGUGUGAGGGGGAGAUCCUUGGCAGCGUUGGCCAUCAUCAUCAUCAUCCUCGUCAUCAUCCUCGUCAUCGUGGGGGUCCCACCAGAGCAUCAGCAUCGGGUGUCAGCACCAGGGUGUGACCCCUGGAUCUUCCUCAUCUUCGUCAUCCUCCUGCUCCUCAUCGUCAUUGUCGUUAUUGUCAUCAUCAUCAUCAGGGGAGACCCUGGAGAUUUUGGGGACCCCCCAAAACGCCGUCGGGGAGACCCCGGAGACCCCCCAAAGCACCGGAGGAGGGACCCCCAGGACCCCCUGGAAGACGAGGACGCGGAGCCCAGGAGGCACCACCGACGAGAGGACCCCAAAGACCCCCCAAAACGCCACCGGGGUGACCCCAGAGACCCUGGAGAUUUUGGGGACCCCCCAAAACGCCACCGAAGUGACUCUGGGGACCCCCCAAAACGCCACCGAAGUGACCCCAGAGACCCUCAGGACUCCCCAAAACGCCACCGAAGUGACCCCAGAGACCCUGGAGAUUUUGGGGACCCCCCGAAACGCCACCAAAGCGACCCCGGGGACCCCGGGGACUUUGGGGACCCCCCGAAACGCCACUGCGGUGACUCUGGGGCCCCUCAGGACUCCCCAAAACGCCCCCGGGGUGACUCCGAGGACCCCCCAAAACGCCACCCAAGUGACCCCAGAGACCCUCAGGACCCCCCAAAACGCCACCGAAAUGACUCUGAGGACCCCCCCAAACGCCACCAAAGUGACCCCAGAGACCCUGGAGAUUUUGGGGACCCCCCGAAACGCCACCAAAGUGACCCCAGGGACCCCGGGGACUUUGGGGACCCCCCGAAACGCCACCGCGGUGACUCCGGGGACCCUCAGGACCCCCCAAAACGCCACCGGGGUGACUCUGGGGCCCCUCAGGACCCCCCAAAACGCCACCGCGGUGACUCCGGGGCCCCUCAGGACUCCCCAAAACGCCCCCGGGGUGACUCCGAGGACCCCCCGAAACGCCGCCGAAGCGACCCCGGGGACCCUGAGGCCCCGGCGCCGUGCCCAGGUGUGCCCGGGGCUCACCUGUCGGAGCUGGGCUGGGCCCUGCUGCACUACCUGUCCUUCCGCCAGCGCGGCUCCUUCUCGCGCCUGGCGCGGCUGCAGCGGGAGCGGGCGGCGCUGCCCAUCGCCCGCUACCGCCGGGAACUGGUGGCACUGGUGGCCCAGCACCAGGUGCUGGUGGUGGCCGGGGACACGGGCUGCGGCAAGUCCACCCAGGUGCCCCAGUACCUGCUGGGCGCCGGCUACGGCCAGGUGUGCUGCGCCCAGCCCCGGCGCGUGGCCUGCGCCGCCCUGGCGCGCAGGGUGGGGCUGGAGACCCUCGGCAGGUACCAG
Messenger RNA from Lepidothrix coronata (blue-crowned manakin), 1437 nucleotides. Its product is annotated as basic salivary proline-rich protein 2-like. The annotation marks the transcript as partial. Lineage: Eukaryota; Metazoa; Chordata; Aves; Passeriformes; Pipridae. Gene Ontology annotation, cellular component: intracellular anatomical structure. The transcript has 4 exons. The record is from RefSeq and is a predicted model, not a curated record. Gene Ontology annotation, molecular function: RNA binding. Gene Ontology annotation, biological process: nuclear-transcribed mRNA catabolic process, nonsense-mediated decay.